AUGGCAUCAGUGAAAACUCCCGACGGUAUUUCCAAAUCAGCGAGCCGAGGGAAGGCCGCUGGUCUACUGUCAAAGACUACCGAUACAGCUCUGCUUGUUGACAUACCUCUCGUCGAAGACACGGACACGUUGAAGAAGGAAGCUACGGGAAAGCGACUCGCUGGGAGGACGCUGCUUGUGGGUGUCCUGAUCAGCUGCAUAUUCCUUCUCCUUCACAUGCUGCUUCAUGGCAUCACCCCUCAAGACGUCCAGCUUUCGGGGAGGCGUUGUUACGAGGCGAGUGCAACAGAGAGCCGACAUGAUUUCUCGAAGCACCCUGGCUGUGCAUUCAACGUCAGAUUUUGCGUGAGGAACUCCGAUGCAGAGACUGCCGAGAUAUCUGAGAACGCGUUAAAAAGCAACAACGACGAUGUGAAACCUGCAGAUUCAAGCGGCGAUGAAGCAACGCCUUCGCCGUCUGAGCUGAAGGACGUCCACGUGUUCGUUUCGACCGACGAAGCGGACUUACGCCCGAUCGCCGUUGUCAUCAACUCAACUAUCAUGAACACAAGGAACCCGCACCUGGUGUUUUUCCAUCUGGUGAUACCUGAGGAGAAUAUUAUCGCAGUCGAAGAAAAGAUUCUUCCCCUUUUCCCGCAUGUUAGGAUCGAUAUUAACAGAAAACCCAUUGACCGCGAGCGUAUCCAGCACCUCAUUGUGUACAAGGAAGGGAGCAAGGCGAGGGAGGAGCUGGUUAGCGUUUUUAAUUUCUUGCCAUUCUAUCUUCCGCUCAUCGCUCAGGACCUCGACCGCAUUGUGUACCUGGACUCAGACGUUGUUGUUGUGGGCGACAUUGCGGAAUUGGCUCAUGUUGACAUGGGCGGCAUGGCAGCAGCAGCAGUGGAGGACUGCAUGCAGACAUUCGACCAGUACUUUGAUUUUAACCAACUAGCCGAAAUCCAUGCGCGGAAGAAACCUGACCAGCCGCGGAUGCCUAAAUUCCCCUUUGAUAAGACAGCAUGUGUCUUCAACAGAGGAGUGCUGGUUAUGGACGUGCAGCAGUGGAUAGCUCAGAACAUGACUGAAUCCAUUGAGUGGUGGAUGCAGCAGCACAAUGAUGCCAAAGAGCCAUUGUACCGCUACGGGUUAUCUCAACCACCCUUUCUCCUCACCUUGUAUGACCGCUACCGCAAGCUGAAGCGGGAGUGGAACACACGAGGCUUGGGUCGGGAAAAGUUUGGAAAGAAGGAAAUGGCGUACUUCGAGCGCAUGGGGCUUGGAAAGCCCAACAAGACCCCCUUCCUUAGCCCUUGGGCCGACGAGGCCAAGAUUCUCCACUUCAAUGGCAAGUUCAAGCCUUGGAAGGGACCCCGGGUGAGGCCAGUAGGCGAGCCUCCUAAUGCUCUUUGCGGUCCAAAGGAAGAAGACUGUGCAGUGCGGUGGUGGAAGUACUUGUCGCCUGAAGCCUUCACUCUGCUGACAGCAGGAAGCAAGCAAAAACGAUGA
Molecule: messenger RNA, 1485 nt
Organism: Closterium sp. Yama58-4
Lineage: Eukaryota; Viridiplantae; Streptophyta; Zygnematophyceae; Desmidiales; Closteriaceae
Source: the annotation of a GenBank genome assembly